UCCGUUUAGUCAUUCAUUGUGCAUAAAUUCAUUUCCACAGUAAACUCAACUCAAAAAACACUACUUUUCAAAUUAAAAAGAAUUUUGUUUCAAGAUGUCUUGUUUAUUUACACAUUUUGGAGAAAUUAAUGAACCAUCUUCCCGAGCCUUUUGGGGUGAUUUUGAUGAUGAAGCCGAAGACUCCAUAGACCAAACAAAGUUAGAAUGGGACUCAUUUUCUGCUCCAAUGCCGGUAGAUCUUCUAGUUCUAAUGGAAGGAUUUAAUAUUUCUGAAUUCGGGGAACAAAUAUUUUUAAAAGAUUCCCAGGAACUAUGUAGAAUUAAAAACAAAGGCAUUUCUUUGCAUAAAUUCAAUGAUAAAAGCACAAUCAUUGGUUUGCUUGAAGAGAAUCUUGUAAACAGUGGAGAAGUUGCAAAUUUGUUGUUGCCUUUUUGCAAUUUAGCAAAGAAUGUUGUCACACUAACUAUUCAGCCGAAAGUUGAAUAUAAAAGUGAGGACAUUUCUAGAUUUAAAGAUGAAAUAACAAUUGUGCUUGCUGUCAAGUCUGAUUUGAAAACUAUUGAGAAAUUGGAAGCACCUAAUUUUAUUGUGGGUGCUACAGCUGGAAUCUUUUCAUACAGGGAUAUCAAAAACUUGCCUGUAGAUUCGUAUAUAGCUUACACAGAUAAAUCAGAUUUGGACACAUUAUCUACUGCACCAAUAUUGAAGCUAUUACGACAAAUUGGUAUUAAAUGUCCGGAAAACUAUAUUCCCAAACGAAGAGACCAAUCUCAUUUGUACAUGUAAAUAUUUGUGGGGUUUGUGGUGAUCAUUUAAUAAAUUGGUGGA
Messenger RNA from Episyrphus balteatus (marmalade hoverfly), 829 nucleotides. RefSeq lists its product as uncharacterized. NCBI's taxonomy places the organism in Eukaryota, Metazoa, Arthropoda, Insecta, Diptera, Syrphidae. The transcript is spliced from 3 exons. The record is from RefSeq and is a predicted model, not a curated record. Bases 95 to 787 code for a protein of 230 amino acids. Gene Ontology annotation, cellular component: endoplasmic reticulum. Gene Ontology annotation, molecular function: proteasome binding. Gene Ontology annotation, biological process: proteasome core complex assembly.